This is a messenger RNA of Mangifera indica (mango), 1573 nucleotides long. RefSeq names its product damage-control phosphatase At2g17340-like. Gene Ontology annotation, molecular function: ATP binding; pantothenate kinase activity. The transcript is spliced from 11 exons. NCBI's taxonomy places the organism in Eukaryota, Viridiplantae, Streptophyta, Magnoliopsida, Sapindales, Anacardiaceae. Gene Ontology annotation, biological process: coenzyme A biosynthetic process. Gene Ontology annotation, cellular component: cytosol; nucleus. The record is from RefSeq and is a predicted model, not a curated record. The coding region runs from base 147 to 1325 and encodes 392 amino acids.
AUAUUCCAUUUUGCAUCUGCAAGCCCGAGAAGAGGAGGGGCUGCAUCGUCUUCACCUCAAACUAGGAAUAGAAGAUACAGCUACUUUUUUUCCUUUUCUUCUUUCACAUCAUUCCAUUUCUUCAAAUUAACCAAACACAGCUCAAGAUGGAGAGCGCUUCAGAGCUGGUCCCUUUCCCAUUACUUCAAACUCCUAUCGAAGCCAACUACAGGGCGUGCACCAUUCCCUACAGAUUUCCAUCUGACAAUCCCAGAAAAGCAACCCCUACUGAGAUUGCUUGGGUCGACCUCUUUCUCAAUUCCAUCCCUUCUUUCAAGCAACGAGCUGAGACUGAUCCUACUGUCACUGAUGCUCCUUUUAGAGCUCAAAAAUUUGCUGAAAGGUACGCUGAGAUACUUGAGGACUUCAAGAAGGAUCCAGAGAGUCAUGGCGGCCCACCUGAUUGCAUUCUUCUUUGCCGAAUUCGUGAGCAAAUCCUUAGAGAACUGGGAUUCAGAGACAUAUUCAAAAAAGUCAAGGAUGAAGAGAAUGCAAAAGCUAUAUCCUUAUUUGGGGAUGUAGUUUCUCUUAAUGAUGCAAUAGGUGAUGGAGGGAAGCGCCUAGAGAAUCUGGUUAGAGGAAUAUUUGCAGGAAAUAUUUUCGAUCUUGGUUCAGCACAGCUUGCUGAGGUUUUCUCAAGGGAUGGUAUGUCCUUUCUAGCUAGUUGUCAAAAUCUUGUCCCCCGACCUUGGGUUAUUGAUGAUUUGGAAACUUUUAAAGUGAAAUGGAGCAAAAAACCUUGGAAGAAGGCUGUCAUUUUUGUCGAUAAUUCUGGUGCUGAUAUAAUUUUGGGCAUUUUACCAUUUGCAAGGGAGCUACUCCGUCUUGGAACUCAGGUUGUGUUGGCUGCUAAUGAUUUACCAUCAAUUAAUGAUGUAACUUAUGCUGAACUGAUUGACGUCAUUGCAAAGGUGACAGAGAUGAACUUUAACAAUGUAGAUUGUUUUAGAUUCUUGGUUGAGUCUGACAUAGUACCCAAUUUCCAGUUGAAGGAUGAGAAUGGGAAGCUCAUGGGUGUUGACACUACAAAUCUUUUCGUUGCCAACUCUGGCAAUGAUUUGCCGGUUAUUGAUCUUACAAGAGUAUCACAAGAGCUUGCCUACCUAGCGAGUGAUGCAGACCUAGUUAUCUUGGAAGGCAUGGGUCGUGGAAUUGAAACAAAUCUCUAUGCUCAAUUUAAAUGUGAUUCCCUGAAGAUUGGAAUGGUGAAGCAUCCUGAGGUUGCCCAGUUUCUUGGAGGACGACUCUAUGAUUGUGUCUUCAAAUACAAUGAAGUUACGAGUUAACAUCGAUUCUUUUCUUCUACUCACAGUUCAUUCCGUGUUGGACAUUUUAUACACACAGCAUUAGGUCAUAGCACCAAGAAACUUAAACCUAUGAAGGCCUUUUAACCAAUAAUCAAAUCUGAAAGUUCUUCCUAGGCACCGUCAAUAUUUUAUGCACUUGUUAGGUUGGGUGCUUUGUAUCUUCCUCAUGAAAUUCUAUUACAAAGCUAUUAUUAUUCUGAAAUUUAAACUUAGAAAAAGUUUGUGUU